Macaca mulatta (Rhesus monkey) is the source of this 7912-nucleotide messenger RNA. It is a transcript of the gene ERMARD, whose product is annotated as ER membrane associated RNA degradation. The record is from RefSeq and is a predicted model, not a curated record. NCBI's taxonomy places the organism in Eukaryota, Metazoa, Chordata, Mammalia, Primates, Cercopithecidae.
CGGGGGCGGAAAGCCGCAGGUCGGACUCUCACCUGACCGUGGCCUCGUUCCUAGAAGCGCAGUUUCGUAGUCGUUGCCUGUAGGGUCCACACUCGGACAGUAAAUUUGUUUUCAUCGCUUUUAGACCGUUUGAGUCACUAUGAAACUCAUCACGACGGCCUCACCGACCUCGUGUCAGGAGAUCUGGUUGCCUCGUAAUAAACAUUUAUUUAUUUUUCCUCCCUGAGGCAAUUAAAUAUCAAACACCUAUCAUCAGCAGUAACGACAGCGGAGCCGGGCGUGGUGGCGCCUGUGGUCCCAGCUACUCCGUAGGCUGAGGUGGAAGGAUCGCUUUAGCCGAGGAGGUGGAGGCUGCGGUGAGCCGAUACCGCGCCACUGCACCCCUGUCUGGGCGACAGCGAGACCCCAUUCCCAAAAUAAUGAUAACGAUAACUACCAUUUUUGAGUACUAUGUGCUAGAUGCUUUUCAUGUAUAAUCUGAUGACUGCAGCCCUACAAGGUGCAGCCUGGCACCGUUUUAUUUCACUUAGAACUGAGAUUCGGAUAAAGUAAGUUUUCCAAGGCAAGAGGUAGUCAGAGACUGAGGAAUGAUUCAAAUUUAAGUCCAGCCCCAAAGCACCGGCCUAGUGUAGUCUGCAGAGUUCCAGCCCCAUAGAGCCCAAUGGAGGAUGCGAGUGACAAUCGCCAUUCAAAAAUAGUUCAUGCCGAUUUCUUUAGUGAUGACUUAAUUGUUAGCGCCUACUGGGAUUGUUCAAAAAGUAGGGCUGAGAGUGGAAAGUGCAACUUCUGGGGACAGGAGGAGCAAACAGGGCAACUGAUACUGAGCAGGACCAGGGAACUCAGACUGAUCAGUUUCCACUUUACAAAGCUGCCCAGAGUUAAUUGUGACUGUCACAACACAGCCACUCCUUAACUCGACACACCAAAAUAAAGAGCCUCGGUUCAGCUUUGGAUCCUGAAUUUGACUUCUUUGCAGGAUUAUAGAUGGUCUUAGUGUCAUGUGGGAUAGUCGUAAGGAUUUUGAUUUUAUUUGAUUCUCCAUGGAAAACCAGUACGGUUUGCUACUUUUUACAUGGCAGGGAAGGCUAAACUUUACCUCUGCCCAUGUUAGUUCAGAGUGACCCCUUUAACAAAUGAAAGGUUAAUAAGAAAAAGGUUUAUUAAUGUACAGAGUACACAUCACAAGGGAUAAACGUCAAUGAAAAGUAACUUGAAAUGGUGGCUUAGAACUACAUUUGUAUACCAUCUUCAACAAAGAACUAUAGAUUUGCAGAGAAAUGACACAGGAGAGCAGUUUCAGGCUUCAAAGGGCAAGAAACUGGGAAAGUCGAUACAUAUUUGAAAACUGAUGGAGUAAAAAUUGUUUGCACAUUCCUCUGGUACCUUCUCUGGUCUGGUAUUAAUAGGGGACCCUAUUACCACAUGUCUUUCUCCCUCGGUGUAUGAUAUAAUUUGUAAUCUUGGGUUUCAACUCAGAGAAAAUUGUGAUAUCAAUAGCAUUGUUACUCAGAAUGGUGAAGUAUGCUGGAAAACAAUCACAGACUGUGUGAGCUACACGGAGUCAGAUCAGGGUCUGGAUUACUGGGGAAGCGUGAGGCUGCUUGGCCCUGUGUGUGAGGCUGUCCAUUCACAUUUCUUAUCUUUGACCAAGGGGCAAUUUGAAAUUCGAUAUGCACCAUGGUUCCAGUGGACAAGUUUUCCAGAGUUAUUUCCUGAAAUAUUUGAUGCCUUGGAAAGUCUACAAUCUCCCGCUAUUUCUCUUAGUUUAAUGAAACUGACAUCGUGUCUGGAACAAGCCUUGGGUGAUGUAUUUUUACUGAUUGGGAAAGAAUGCCCCUUUCUUUUAAGAGAUCUGCUUGCAUCUGAGGAACUUGCUCAAGUCUUCGGGCAGUCUGUGAUGAAUGUGCUAAAAGUCUUCGUUGGCUCUCCGUGUGGUCUCAACCUGCGUAACGUCUUAUGGCAUGGGUUUGCGUCCCCUGAAGAAGUUCCUCCAAAAUACUGUUCAAUGAUGAUGCUGUUGACAGCAGGAUUGGGUCAGUUACUGAAGAGUUACCUUCAAAAAACUAAACUUACAUUGGCACAUCGCUCUUUCAUAACUCCUACAAACCUUGAGGAUUUGAUUGUUUUUCCUGAUGUUACUUAUGAGGUGCUCUCAGUAUUAGAAGAAGCGAUGACGAAAUCUGCUUUUAUAUUAAAAAUCAUGUUACCAUAUUGGGAAGUUGCACUGGUCAAGUUCAAGUCACACAGGUUUGCUGACUGUGCCAUAUUGUUGCUGACACAACUAGAAACUGGACUUAGGAAUGUUUUUGCGACACUUAACAGGUGUCCACAAAGACUCCUGACUGCUGAGUCAACAGCUCUUUAUACUACCUUUGAUGAAAUAUUGGCAAAACACUUGAAUGAUGGUAAAAUCAAUCAGCUUCCUCUUUUCCUUGGAGAGCCUGCUAUGGAAUUUCUCUGGGAUUUCCUGAACCAUCAGGAGGGUCCCCGCAUAAGAGAUCAUUUAAGCCACGGGGAGAUCAACUUACAUGAAUUUUCAAAAGAAACAACUAAUCAAUUGCUUGCAUUUUCUGUUGUGCUGUUACUCAGAUUCGUUGAUGAAGGUCUGCUAUCAGUUUUUAAGGAAAAAGCAUCAGUAGAAUUGUUGAUUAGUCUUGCGGAAGGCUAUAGUUCUCGCUGCCAUCCAGUUUUUCAGCUUAAGAAACAGGUGCUGAGCUGUGAGGAGAGUAUCAGGGUUUGGGCUCUGCUGCCUUUCCCCAAAGAACUCAUUUGGGAAGCAGUCAGAUUAGAAGAUAAUUCUGAAACAAAUGCCUGCCACUCUUUAAUUACAAAAAUGAUGGAUGAGCUGUAUCACCAUAUGCCUGAGGAUCAUUGUGUUUUAAAGGACUUGGAUCAUCUUCCUACUGAGACACCCACCAGUGAUACGCAGCUAGCCCUGGCUCCCAGAAAGCCGCAGCCUUGCAGGUACAAAAGGAGAGUGAGGUACAGGAUCGUGCUGGAAGUGCUGGUUGUGCUCCGAAGCAUCGGCAAGCAGUGCCACCGCGUGUCUGGCCAGGUCACCAUUGCCUCGGAGCUGAGACACAGGCAGUGGGUGGAGAGGACGCUGCGGUCUCGCCAGCGGCAGAACUACCUGCGUAUGUGGAGUAGUAUCAGACUACUGUCCCCUGUGCUCAGCCUUAUCCUGUUCCUCAUUACGCUGGAGUUGGUCAAUGUUCAUGCUGUUUGUGGGAAGAAUGCGCAUGAGUAUCAGCAGUACCUAAAGUUUGUAAAGUCGAUCUUGCAGUACACUGAGAACCUGGUGGCUUAUACCAGUUACGAAAAGAACAAGUGGAAUGAAACUAUCAAUCUUACACAUACAGUUUUAUUGAAAAUUUGGACUUUUAGUGAGAAGAAACAAAUGUUAAUACAUUUAGCCAAGAAAUCCACAAGUAAAGUACUCAUGAAAACCUAUAAGUCAGGAUGCCUUUAAUUUUAACAGAUUUUAACAGUGUGCAAAUUGAAAACCCAAAGAGGUAGGGUGGAGUUGAGGGUCUGCUUGACCAGGGUCCAGGUUCUGUUUCUCUGCAGUGUUCUGAUUUACCCUUUCCAAGUGGUCAAUGUGAGUCUCAGUCUGGCUUCCUUUGUGGUAACCAAAUGGCUGCUGUAGUUUUUGGUUCCAUCUCUCCAUAACACACUGUCCAGAGGAAGAAGGGAGAGCUGCUUUCACCCAACUGUUACUCAGAAAGGUGUAGUUCCAUUGUUACUGGCCACAUGCCUACUCUUGAGAACGAUUGCUGUGGCUGGGACCUUCCCCUGCAUUCACCGGCCAGGCCUUGGGAGACGUUGACUCCCGGACCAGCCAUCAGGGCAGGGAGGGUGAGGCCCUGGGACUGAGGAGAGAACCAAUAAAUUUAAGCUUCCCAGGUCAGUGCUGGAGACCAGCUCCUAAAAGGGGAGGUGGGCAGGCAUGGGUGCUGGACAGCAGGCCUCCUGGCCAGCGUUUGGCAAAACUAGCAGAAGCCUUUCCCUGUUUUUAGAUGUGGGGGUUUCACAUCCCAGGGUCUGGGAGAGCUGGGGGAAAGGAGAUUAGGGAAGCUGCUCUUCACAGGCCCUGCUUGACGAACCCAAGUCUCUGGCUCGAGGGUUCCUGCAGCCGCUGCAGCUCUCGAGGGUGCCUGAGAGCCCCCACUGUCUGAGUUGGCAGCUGCAAAGCUGGGGCUCUGCGGAAGCCUCUGGGCAGCCACCCUGACCUCAUGUCUGCUUGGGCAUGGGCCACCCUGCCCCACCCUCCGUGAAUCACUGCUUCUCUUUUUCCACCUUCCAGACCUUGACAGGGUGCAGCUGGCAGCCAUCGAAGGACUGGCAUUCUGAGGCUGCUUCAGCUGAGGAGACCUGGGGGCCAUGGGUGGCAGCAGAGCUGAACACAUGCUGUUUGUCCUCUGCUGGCUCAGCUCCGGCCCCUUGUGAACAACACCUCUGGGGAAGCGUGAUGCUUCUGGCUAAUGUGAUACAACUCUCUCUUGUGCAAUUGAAGACGGUUCCUCCUCUUCCCAAAAGUGGAGACACAAAGCACAAAUCCCAUGUGUCAGUAUUCCCACUCUGGGACUGUUCUUUUAUAGAGCCGUCACACCUUUCUCUGAUACACUUGCAUGUAGGGUGACUAUAGGAUUGACUAUCCAGCUAAUGGUGGUGCUGGGAUGGGAAGAGGGAAAGAAAGAACUGACUGGUAGAGUUAGCUCGUAGAUACCAGUGUAUCUUACCAAAGCAGUGAGGAGACCACACAGAGCUGCUGCAUGCCCUGUUUUUGCAACCUGAUGAUCUGGCAGAAGUUUGUGUUUGAAAAUUCCUUUCCGCCACUGUUCCAUGUUCCUUUCCUUUGCCUCUCUAGGUGGUGGUUUUUCACCUGCGGAGUUAACCCAGCCCUCAUUCCUGAAAGGUCUUUCCCAUUAGAAAUCUUUCUUGUUUUGGGUAGCUGUAGGUUUCCAUUGACUUGUCCCUGGACUUAGGAAUACUAAGAGGUUCCCUAGAUAAUCUCCUAAAUUCUAGACCCUCCUCCCAGCCCCCCAAUCUGUGGUGGGAGCUGUAUUUCCCCAAGACAAUUGAGAACAGUCCCCUCGCCAUAGCAGUAAACUCUUCUGACUCAUUGGCACAAGGCAUCCAGUGCGGCUGGGUGGCAGCCUCCACCUGCAGGGCAGUGGGCACCUCGUGUCCGUCUGUGGAAGCAUCUGAGGAAUGAAGACACCCAAACCAGCAGAGUCCAGAAUUGUGAGUGGAGAAUCCAAAACCUUGCUAGUUGUGCGGGGGCGUAAUGAGAGGAGCCAUUCCUGUUCCACGUGUGCCUCUACCCAUGUUUUCUGGCCAUGGGAGAAUCCAUUACCACUUGUUGACUGAUGGCUCGGAGUGCAGGGCACGUCUUGGGCAACCCAGCAACCUUCAAGGGGGGCCUUAUCACAGCCAGCACUGCCUGGUGCUUGGGAGGCUCCCCGAGGUAGUGGGGUGUGUGCCGGGAUCACGAUCGUCACAGGCCUCACUGCUGAGCUCUGCUGUCAGACAGGUCUCCUGGAAGCAGUACUGGAAGCAACUCGUGCAGCAGAUGAGGCUUCUGUGAGCCAGGUGCAGUGGCCAAGAGGCGUCUCUGUCCCUCCCAGAACACAUGGCCCGAUGUACUUGGGGGCUGGCUCUUCUUUCCAGUUGAGUUUUUCAUACUAGGAAUUGUGUUGGUGUCUCCCAUUAGCAGAUUUAUACAUUUAGCAGUGGACCUUAGCCAGACUAGCCUUGGAGUGAGGACACCCAUGUGGUUGAAGCCAUUGACAACAUCCUUCACUGCCUCCAUGGCCACUUUGUUGAUGAGAACAUUGAGCAAGGCUGGGUGGCUGGAGAGAAAGGCUAACAUGCAUGAGGCAGCCAUCGUGCCACCUGCCUACUGAGAGCAUGGGCCCCCUCCCCUGCUGUUCUUUAGGGCCACUCAAAUGGGUUAGAACGUUGCCAACUUUCACCUUCAAGUGGUGUCAGCUGUCAGCAUCUUUUGCAGAAAUCAAAUCCAACUUUUAAUUCGGGUGAGUGGUCCUAGGGAAGUCCCCGUGGGGCCAAUAGGUGCAUGGUGAGGGGUGCUGUCCAUGCAGCUGUGGGCUCGAAGAGCGUCGGAACCACUUGCUUGUGUAUCUUGUGCUCCAGAACAUGCCAAAGCCUAACCUGUGUGUGUGUGCGUGUGCAUGCAUGUGCAUGCAUGCUUGUGUGUGUGUGUACACCUAUAUACCUAUUAAAUAUAUACAUCUUGCCUGAAUGUAAUGAUGACAUGCUCCCGCAGUUGACUCACCUGGUGACGUGACAGGUCAGAACACGCAGUCUUUGGUGGUCCGCUCAAGUUCCAGCUAGCUGUCACUAGCUGUGCCAUGGUGAAGUAUAUAUGUUCAGUGUCCAUCAGGCCCUAGAGGACAAGCUGAGAGCUGGUUCUCAGAAGAGCAAUUAUCUGCAGAGGAGGGUGUGGUUUUGUCCCAGAACCCUAGGGGUCUGUGCUCUGGGCCUGUCUGUGACUCUGCCAGGCAUCAUGGGAUCUAAUUGCCACCGUGGCCCAACGGGGAGACCAGCUUUUACAUCUACCUGCUCUGGAGGCUUUGCUCUUUCUAGGCCUCAUGUGGAACUGGCAGUUUGUAGGUUAAUUGGAAAGUGAGCAGAGUAGCGUGUGUGGCCUGGUGGAUGUUGCUUGCAGAGCUUCAGAGAGACUCAGAGUGCCUGCCCGUCUCUAGUGCCGGUGGACGUGGGCACAGCACCCUGUCCUCCCCCUCACAGAGUGCAUCCAUACCUUCCUAGAUCACGGGCCCCAGAAGCUUCAAAGCAGCAGCCCUGUGCAUUCUUACGAGAGUUACAUCCCAGCCCAGGUGGUCAUAAUUUCACCAAAACAGUGGGGUGUCUUGUUUCCUGUCCACAUCACUAAUGUGAUGGGCCAUGGUGGCGUCCUGUGGAAUGGCAAGACAGCCAGCAGCCCUGAGCUCUAGGUUGCAUGGAGGAAGUGGAGAGGUAGCACAGCCCUGAUGCACUCCCACCAAGGCUGCUGCUGUCCCUGCCAGAUGAGAACAAGACAGCUUCUGGACAUGAGAUUGCAGGAGACAAAACCUCAACCUCUAUCAGUAGGUACAGAGAAAAAUCAUCUGCCAGAUCAGUGGCUGCAGACCAGAGAUCUGGGACUAUCUUGACUUGUUCCAAUAAAGAGACCACAUCUGAAGUAGCAGAUGCUCAGGCUCCUGGGCCGGGGUCUUGUGUCCCUGGGAGGCUCUGCUGUCUUGAGCGAUGGCUCUGUUCCCUGCAGGUGUGUGGGCAGCCAUGCUGCUGGGCUACCUCACUUUCCCUUGGUAUUCUUUCCCCAGUUGCCCAUCCUGCUUCUGAGGGACACUUCCUUGGUCAGUUGCAAUAUAUGUCCAUUCAGGUUACAGUCACAACGUAUAUAGCUGCAAUUUGUUGUUUUUCCUUAAACAGUGUUACAUGUCUCUGCUCACAAUUGAAGUAACUUAGAGUUUAACCCUUAAGAGGCAAAUGUCCUCUGUUUUCACCUUCCUGAGGGAUCCCGCCACAUUGACCAUCUUGCUAGCAGGGGUCACAGGUGUAACAAGAACGGAUUUCUGCUGGCUGAUGGUCCACGGUGUAGCGUGACUCGGGGAACCCAGGAACUCUGUGGCAAAGCUGCUUCAAAUUCUCCUGCAUGCUUGUUCUUUUCUUUCUGCCCUUUUUUCUUCUUUCUUUCCCUUCCUUCCUCUCCUUUUUCCUCUCCUUCCUUCCUUUCUUCCUCUUCCUCUUUCUCUCUCUCUCUUUUUUCCUUUCUCUCCCCCUCCCCUUCCCUUCAUCACCUAGGCUGGUGUGCAGUGACACAAUCAUACCUCACUCCAGUCUCCAACUGGUGGGCUCCCAUGCUUUUUCUUCCUUUCUCUCUUUCCUUUUU